Molecule: messenger RNA, 501 nt
Organism: Aspergillus affinis
Lineage: Eukaryota; Fungi; Ascomycota; Eurotiomycetes; Eurotiales; Aspergillaceae
Exons: 2
Coding region: 1-501 (166 amino acids)
Source: RefSeq, a predicted model, not a curated record
AUGUCGGCACUCAACGCUAGAAUAACAGACCUAGCGGAUGACCUUCGGGUGCUUCACAGGCACCAGGCUUUUAGAAGCCAGAAUCGAAGAACACGCCAAGCGUUCGACAGAUUACCGGAUCUUGCCAGGGUCAGAGUGGCCCUUGUAGGGCAAAACGCCCUUACAGAACCGGGGACAUCGCGCGAGGAUUCUCAGAGCAUAGAUGUUAUGGUUGAGAUCGAGGGAUCAACACGACCCCUAGAAGACGCCAUGCAUCUCAUUCGCCAUAAAUAUAUACCGGAUCUUUGUGGGGAAAUUCCUGUAGCUGCAACAAGCAGUUAUCGUGGAUGUCAAGGGACGAAUGAGCCGGAAAUUCGCGAGGAAUUUUCGCAGGUUCGGAACCUGGCAGUGGCCACCUCGCUGGCCUCUCCCUCUACUACUUCGACUAUCACUCCUUCUGGUUCCCUCCGUCUCCACCGCUCUCAUUAUCAUCAGCUUAAGGAAGAACGGGAAUGGUGUUGA